CGGCAGAACACCAUCCUGGAGAAGUUCAAAGAGAAAACAGCCAUAGUUGCCCCUAAAAAGAAAAGAAGUGAACUUGCAAACAGCGUUGUGGUGAGUGUUCCCGUGCCGUGCUGGUGAGCCGUCAGGAUGAGGCCCGGUCAGCUGAUCCUCCUCCUCUCCGCCGCUCUCCUCUUCCUCCUGUCAGGAUUGUCUCUGACCUCCGGCUGCAACAAAGCUCUCUGCGCAAGCGACGUCAGCAAGUGUCUCAUUCAGGAACUGUGCCAGUGUCGUCCGUCUGAUGGAAACUGCUCCUGCUGCAAAGAGUGCAUGCUGUGUCUGGGGAAUCUUUGGGAAGAGUGCUGCGACUGCGUGGGAAUGUGUAACCCCAAGAACUACAGCGACUCUCCGGCCACGUCGAAGAGCACCGUGGAGGAGCUGCACCGUCCGAUCCCGUCGCUGUUCCGCGCCCUCACAGAAGGCGACGCGCCCAUCAACAUGAUGGUGGUGUCCUUCCCCGUCGCAGAGGAGCUCUCCCAUCACGAGAACCUGGUCUCCUUCUUGGAGUCGCUCGACCCCCAGCCUCAGAACGUGUCCGUGCCCGGGAACAGCAUCCACGCCAGCUACGACACUCAAGAAAACAUGUGCACAGUGGUCUACUUUGACGACUGCGUGUCUAUCCGCCAGUGUAAACUAUACUGUGAGUCAAUGGGAGGAUCCAAGUACCGCUGGUUUCACAAUGCUUGCUGCCAGUGCAUCGGACCCGAGUGUGUGGACUACGGCAGCAAGGCCGUCAAGUGCAUGAACUGUCUCUUCUGAAGUGCGGGCACAUAUUGGUACCAAAUGUCUGGACCUUACCAGAGGACUGAGGGCAGAGGAAACUAUGACUGUGAUGUGUUAGCAUUCCUCAGUUACCUUGUAAAAUACCCCCCUUCACCCUGUUCCUACCCCUGCAAAUUGUUUUUAUUCUGCUGUUAUGUUUCACUGUAUAUUUUUAGAUAUGUUUUCAAUAGUGUUUUUUACUAGAGGUGUAUAUGAAUAAUGUAUUUUUACAAUUAUGGUCUGCUAAA
Scomber scombrus (Atlantic mackerel) is the source of this 1046-nucleotide messenger RNA. RefSeq names its product twisted gastrulation BMP signaling modulator 1a (gene twsg1a). Lineage: Eukaryota; Metazoa; Chordata; Actinopteri; Scombriformes; Scombridae. Gene Ontology annotation, biological process: regulation of BMP signaling pathway. The record is from RefSeq and is a predicted model, not a curated record. Bases 127 to 795 code for a protein of 222 amino acids. The transcript has 5 exons.